AUGCUCGAAGCUUCUGCGCUGAUCUCUCUGGUGGUGCAGGGGCUUCGCUCCAACUUGUGGGGUUUGGCUUGUCCCUUCUACUGCACUGGCCCUUCGAUCUCCUUGGCUGCUACUUGCAUGGGUACCAGCCACGACGGCAACCUUGAUAUCUCCCUUGAAAUCUCCGGCUUGGCCGUGUCUGUGUCUGGCCCUGCUUCUUUGGUUGGUGACUUUGUCCAGUUCAUCUCGGCUUUCCGCCCUGCUCGGUCUGCUUCCCCUGAGCCUUCCGUUGGGUCUUUUGAGGUUGUCAGUUCUGCGCCUUCCGAACCUGCUCCGGUUUCUGUUGGACUUGAAACCCGUGACCAGAUCCUGGCCUCUUUCCGUCCUUGUCCUGCUCAUCUGCGUGGAUUGGGUGUUAAGCUCACAGGUGCUACUCUGUCAGGUUCUGCCCGCAUUGACCGUGCUUGGGUUGCUGGCUGCUGGGCUCGGGCUGUUAGGGACAAGAGGGUGCACUCUCCCAACAGGACGCCUCCUUUGGAUUUGCGCUCUCGGUUCUACGCUGUGGCUAGAGCCAACUCUGUCGUGGGUCCAGUCAUCUUCAGGUCAUCAGCAUCCUAUUGGCGUGCCCUGGGGACUCUUGAAGGUUCCAACUCAAUCUCACAGAGCUUCCCAAGUGAGACAGAGGCCAAGGUAUACCUCCUUGCCGCUGGAUUUGAACAAGAAGAGGAGGAUUUGUUGAGCCGCUUGGUGACUGUCGCAGAGGAUCUGGAGCCCUACGUGCUUCAAUGGCCUGCUCCAGACGAUGCAGACGGUUUUGCCGAGGCUCUAGCUUUGGUGGUUGCAAAAAAGCGCGGAGGAAUGCUGCUGGCGCUCCCACCUGGCCUGAUUCCAGAUCAGAUCCUGGAGUUAGCCAAUGCUGGAGAAGAUGCCGGGCCAGUGGGGGCUUCUACAAGAAUCACAAUACCAGGGGUCAUUUUGGACGGAGGUCUGGUGUCUCCAACUGGCACAGAUGUGACCGUGGUUUUGGUAGAUUUGGCGGAGGAGUUGGUUCCAAGGUUGCGAGUUGCCGAGGGAGCGGAGGAGAUAGCCAUCCCCUUCGACCUGGACUCACCCUUCACUUUUCCAGCUCCUGCUCCUACCCUCGAUUUGGCAAUGAAGUGGGUCCAAGACUCAGAUGUGGAAUCAGGUCUGGCAUACUACUCAGCAGCGUCAGUGGAAGCCCCGCCGCCUUCCUCUCAGAGGCCAUCCAGAAAACAGAGAAAGCCGCCAGGGGACGCAGACACUCCUACUGGCGCCGAAAAGCAGCAAAAGCCCAAGAGGCCUACCACGGCAAGCCUGGCAGCUUCCAUGGACCAGCUUUUGGACUUGGUGCCAAAUCUGACUUCUCAGGUGCAAACUUUGGUUUUGAGACAGGAUGCACUCGAGACCAGGUUGGCUGCUCCCACCAGGGCUGGAACUCUUGGACUUACCCAGCCUCUUUCAUCCAGUCUGACAGCGGCAUCAAAUGCGGGGGCCGUGGCGAACCUGAUUGCUGCACCUCCACCGAGGACGCGAGCUCAGCUUGGACUUGCUGGAGGAAUGGAUUUUCAACCUCCCGAGCUCAAGGAUCUGGAGGAGGAGAAGCCCCCUUUGGGCCCUGCUGCCGGAGGGGACCUGGCGAGAGCAGUCCUUGCGCAAUCUCAAGCUCUCACAGCACUAGUUGGUCAGAUUGCACAGUCCAGCCAGGACCCCAUGGUGGAUUUGGGUGGAGGGACAUCUUCAGCAAGCACGAGGGGAGCUCUUGGACGAGCGAGACUUCAAGCAGAACUAGCCACCCAUUCCGGCGCCUUCUACCAGUCGGUCUUGAGAUCGAUGGCAAGACGAAUGCAGCCAACAGCCCCGGCAACUGGGACUCCUGCAGAGCUCCUCAGCAGGGGGAUCAGCGGAACACAAUACAUGGAACGCUACGGGGGCUUCGGAAGGCACCGGGAUCUGGGUUUGGUCCUAUACCAGGUGAUGUCGAUUUUGGACUUUUUGCAGUCGGACAAUCUUGGAGCUGCGAGGGACGCCACUGCCCUUUUGGCGGUCUGCCUCGACCAGGCAGUCAUCGACAAUGGCCGGUUCGACUUGGCCGCCCUCCUGACGCUUCAAGAAGACCCUCCGUCUUCGAUCUUCAUCAACAGACAACAAAGCACCCUAUCUCGCUCCAGAACCUUCUCCCACCUUGCGGAUCAACGAUGGGUGACGGUGGCUCUUGCUUUUAUAAAAGAACUCGAGGUCAUCAACAGCAAGCGCCUCGAGAUCACGGGAGGAGUGGGGGGAGGAGGCCCGAAAGGCCAGGGAUCCUCAGAUCCACAACCAGAAGGAAAGGCUCAGCCAAAGCGAGUCGCCAAGGGAAGGGGAAAGAACCAAAGUGCGGGAGCGCCGGAUCAGGAGGAGGAGUGUAGAUCCGGUCCUGAAUUAGGUGCAGCUCUGAUGCAGCUUGAGCGUUUCAUCGACUCUGAACCUGUCUUCCAAGGCGGGUACUUGGAUGGCCCCGUCAGGUUUCGCGAGGACCCUGACUUGUUUCCCCGUGAUGAAUUUCCCCAGCUUUUCCCUUACAGGUCUUUGGAUUCAGCCCGCUUGAAGUUGGUUGGACAAGGUGCCUGGCCCAUGGAGAAGUUCAUCGAAGGGCCGCUUUGGUUGCCGUUCCAAGAGCCUGCCAUUUUGCGACAUGGUUUGGAAGUUGAUUUUUCAGCUGCCCCAAAUUUCAUGAAGGAGUCCCGUGACGAAUGCCUGCGGCUUGUGAAGCUUUGGGACAGCAAAGGACUUGUCAGGCUUUUUGAGGAGCCAGCUGAGCCAGGGCUGUUUUGUAGGGUUUUCAACGCCUUCAAGAGUCCUGAGUGCGACAGGCAGAUAGAUUUCUAUCACCAAGCUGCUGUGACUGCAAGUAGGGCCCAGACAAACCUUUUGCCUUUCUCAUUCGAACCUGAAGAGCUUGUUGGUCUUGAAGCUUUUGAGAGGGAGAAGCUUGAAGCGGUGAAGCAGAGCCCAAAGGGCCGUGAAGUCAUAGGAGAUCGCCUUGGACUUAUCCCCAAAAAGCUUGCCCCAAAAGAAUGGACUCCAAAGCCACUGUUUGCAGGUUUUGCCUCGCUCUUUCAGGGUGACCAUCUUGGGGUUGAGUUUGCUUUGUGUGCCCACCAGCAGCUGCUUGAGGAUGCUUGUCUCUUGCGUGAUGGUCAGCAGGUAAAGGGGUCAUGCCCUUUCCCAAAAGGCCCGGUGUACUCUGGUUUGGUCAUUGAUGACUUUUUCCUGAUCAGCCGGGAGGGUGCCAAGAGACCAAAACAUGACACGUCAGCUUUUUAUGCUUUGGCCGCCGCCAGGAGAACAUAUGAAGCUGAGGGUCUGAUCGGAUCCACUGAAAAGGACAUUGAGGCUGCUAGUGUCUUCAAAGCGGCCGGGGCUGAGUUUGUCUCUGAUGAACAUGCGGUGCAAUCAGGUUGUGUCACGGUUGGUGCCCCUCGAGCAAAACGCCUUGCCUUAGCCGCGCUGUCCCUCCGAGCCGCCAGACUCCCUGGACUUUCCCCUCAGCUUGCAUCUCGCCUUGCUGGAAACUGGUCGUCUGUGUUGCUGUACCGGCGGUGUCUCUCGAGCGUUGUUGAUGGACUGUUUGCCCUGGGGGUUUCUGAGUCCUGUGCUGGAACGUCUGUUGUGCCGCUGCCCAGAAGAAUUGCCAGGGAACUCGUUUUGCUUGCAAUCAUGUCUCCUCUGACCUGUUCAAAUGUCGCAGUGAGCUACGUUGGCACCUUGUUUGCUUCUGACGCGUCUUUGUCGAAGGGAGCCUUUGUUGCGGCUGAAGUUGGUGCUGACAGGGUCGAAGAGCUUUGGCUUGACACUGAAAAGAAGGGAUCCUAUGCUCUCCUUGACUGCGGUUUCAAAGAGAUGCUUAAGCAUGUUGGCGAAUAUGAGGGUGAGGAGCAGGUGCCUGCGCCUCUCAUCAGGCCAAAAGCCUCACCCCUCUUGUACUAUGAUUUCGUUGAGAUCUGUGGAGGGGUUGGAGCUGUCAGUGCGGCUGCCUGUGAGCUUGGUCUUGUUUGUGCUCCACCCUUGGAUCUUUCGGCUUCUGAGCACUACGACCUUGGGGACCUUCGUCCCUUGUCCUCAUGCGUGUUGGCCGUCGAUGUGCGAGACCAUGUGGCCUUGAGCAACCCCGCCGGUCAAAGAUGGCUUGGCUUGAUGAAUGGAUUUCCCUGGUCCAGUCUGGUGAUUUUGAAGAGGACUGUUGUUGCCUUGGCUGAAUCCGACAUGUCUUGCGAGGGCCUUGAGUCUGUUGUCACAAAUGACAUCAUGUGCACAUCGGUGUGGCAGGAAGCCCGAAGUUGGUUUUGGAAAAGACCUCGCCACAUCAACGCUUUGGAGGUGUCUGCUGGAGUUGCUGUGCUGAAUGAGGUUGGUCCAAAUGCCCCACACUCCCGGGUUGUGUCAUGUUUGGACUCUGCCGUUGCUCGGGGGGCCUUGUCAAAGGGUCGCUCCACAUCAACCCUUCUUCAGCCCCUCCUCCGCCGCUCAGCUGUCUUGCAGGUCUGUUUCGAUUUGUAUCCUGUUUGGCCUUUCUGCCCUACCCGCCACAAUGUUGCUGAUGACCCGACACGGGACGUCGUUCUCCGUGAGCGUGCUCCUAACAGUGUCACCGCCUGUCAUGGGAUUGACCUGCGCUUGCUGCAUCGGGUAGGCCUUAAGAGAUUUGCUGCCAACUGGAUUCGGCUCUUCCUGCUUGUUUCGUGCGUUUCUGGGGGAAAAGCUGAUGGAUGCCAUGACCCUUUGGACUUCAACCCGGCCUUCUGGACUUACCCAGUUGCUUUUGGCAGUUUCCAUUGUCCUCUUAGGUGUUUUGGUGCCAAGAUGUCUCUCCUGGAUUUCAGUUUAGCCAAGUGGACUUUCCUGGCUCUUUUUGGGCGUGUCAUGAGUUUUGCUCUCACUACCCAUCGGUUGCUGGUUGGAGUCCUCUUUUGGCUUUUCAUGUUUGCUCUCUUCCGUCGUGGCUGUCAGUUUCGGGUCCUCCGUGUCCUUUUUGGAUUUUACGGAUGUGUCUGUGUGUCGAUGUCCCUUGCACCACCAGGCCCCCGUUUUGAUGGAUUUCAGUUCGGAGCGUUUGCCAUGGAAGCCUCCUCCGUUGCUGAGAGGCGCAGGGCUGCAAUGAGAACUGAGACUGUCCUGAAAGGAGACCGCGUAAUACUGGAUGCGACGAGAAACAGACGGAAGAAACUUCUGAAGCAAUUCCAGGUAUGGCUCUGGAGUGAGCGAGGCGUAUCUCUGAAGUUUUUGCUGCAAGAGAAGCCGCCCGAUCCUGAGAAGAUCUCUGAAUGGUUGGUCGCUUUUGGGAGAGAGCUUUUCCGUACAGGAAAGGCCUACGGAAUCUUCGCCGAGACAAUCAACGCAGUUUCCGCAGCCAGACCUGCGGUCCGAAAGCAAUUAACUUUGGCUUGGGACUACGCCUUCUCCUGGGUUGCUGAUGAGCCCUUCCACCACAGACCUGCCAUGCCGGCUUCGGUUUUGCUGGCAAUUUUAGCAGUCGCUUUGUUUUGGGGAUGGGUUGAAGAAGCAGCAAUUUUUGGAAUGGCUUGGGCUGGACUAUUAAGGAUCGGGGAGGCCUUACAAGCUCUCCGCUCUGAUUUGGUUCUGCCUGAAGACGCAGCCCCAGGAAUGACCUAUGCACUGCUUCGCAUCAGGGAGCCCAAAACUCGAGGACGCCACGCGAAACAUCAAGCCGCCAGAAUAGACCCAGCAGACAUUGUCCAACUACUCCAAAUAGCCUUUUCCAAAAAGAGCAGGGAACAAAAACUGUGGCCUCUUUCAGCUUCCACGCUGAGAAAGAGACUGGCUGACCUUCUGAAAGCUAUUAAGCUGCCUACGGAGGGGAGUGGAUCUCAACACUUCGAUCUUUCAUCACUCAGACCAGGAGGUGCCUCAUGGCUUCUGUCUUGCUGCGAAGACAGCGAAAUGGUUCGCCGAAGGGGCCGCUGUGCUACGACGAGAACGAUGGAAAUCUACCUGCAAGAGGUCCAGUACGUCACUUUCGUUGAGAGGCUACCGGCUGCCACAAAGGAAGUAAUUCAUACAUGUGCCGCUGGUUUCCCAGACCUUUUGAAAAAGGUUCAGUUUUUCACUGAUGCUGCCAUUCCCAGCAGCACAUGGUUCACACUGCUGAGAGAUAGACGGAGUUUUGGAACUUAG
This is a messenger RNA of Cladocopium goreaui, 6171 nucleotides long. The record is from the annotation of a GenBank genome assembly. NCBI's taxonomy places the organism in Eukaryota, Dinophyceae, Suessiales, Symbiodiniaceae.